Molecule: messenger RNA, 2632 nt
Organism: Mugil cephalus (flathead mullet)
Lineage: Eukaryota; Metazoa; Chordata; Actinopteri; Mugiliformes; Mugilidae
Gene: foxred1
Product: FAD-dependent oxidoreductase domain containing 1
Exons: 11
Coding region: 156-1691 (511 amino acids)
Cellular component (GO): cytoplasm
Molecular function (GO): oxidoreductase activity
Source: RefSeq, a predicted model, not a curated record
UGCAAUGACCUCAGAUUACAGACACUCCUGCACGUAUCUGAAGAGGAAAUAUGAAAGUAUAUGCUUUUGUUUUUGAUUUACAGGAUGCUAACUUGUCCACAUACAUAAAUUAAGCUAAGCUAAGCUAAGCUAACUAGCUCCGUCAGCUCUCAGCCAUGUCUGCGUGGCGGCGGGUGCACGCGAAGCUGCGGGCGCUUCGUGGAGUCGUCCCCUCCGCACGGGACACACACCGACACACGUGGACAGUGGACGGGUCUCUGACGUUGUGUCGGAGCUUCAGCACAGGCAGACCAGCCCAGAAUGACUUCUUCAAAGACCUGGAGGCCCAGCUGGCGGCCGCGAGGAAGAAGAUGGUGGACGCUCUGCCGGGGAGCAGCUGGACUCCUUUGCAGGUCAACCCCAACCUUCCUCCUGAGAGGGUGGACAUCGUGAUCGUCGGAGGCGGGGUGGUGGGCUGGUCCAUCGCCUACUGGCUGAAACAGAGGGACGGGAUGCGAGAGGGGCACCGAGUCCUUGUCGUGGAGAAGGACCCGACGUACUCCCAGGCCUCCACGGUGCUUUCUGCCGGGGGGAUCCGACAGCAGUUCUCCCUCCUUGAGAACAUCCAGCUCUCCCUGGCCUCGGCAGAGUUCCUGAGGAACAUCAACGUCCAACUCGGCGUCUUGAACGAGGACCCGAUCGACCUGCAGUUCAACCACUCAGGAUACCUCUUCCUGGCUAACGAGGCGGUGGCUCACAUCAUGGAGGAGAACUACAACAUCCAGAGGCACGCUGGAGCGAAAGUUUCUCUUCUCUCUCCGAAGCGACUGAAGGAGAAGUUUCCUUGGAUAAACACAGAUGGCGUGGCGCUCGCUUCGUACGGGCUGGAGAAUGAGGGCUGGUUUGACCCCUGGACUCUGCUGAACGCCUUCAAGAGGAAAGCUCUGUCUCUGGGAGUCAUUCAGUGCUGUGGAGAAGUCACAGAUUUUACUUGUUCAAAAAAGUAUAUGAUGACGGCUGAUGGAGACCUGGAGCCUGUGAAGAGAAUAAAAUCUGUCAAAGUGCAGAUGCCGAACAGCCUGGAGUACCAGCCGGUGGAAUGCGCCGUUGUGGUGAACGCAGCAGGAGCCUUUUCUGGUAAACUGACCGAGAUGCUGGGAAUUGGCUCCGGCCCCAAAGACUCCAUCGCCGGGGUGCCGCUGCCCGUCGAGCCCCGGAAAAGGUAUGUUUAUGUCGCCCACUGUCCUGAAGGUCCAGGUCUGGACACUCCCUUCUUGAUCGACUACUCUGGCGUUUACUUCAGGAGAGAGGGGUUAGGAGGGAACUACAUCGCUGGGGCGUCACCAGAGGAGGAGGAGGAGCCAGACGUCAGUAAUCUAGAGGUGGACCACCAGUUCUUUGAGGAGAAGGUCUGGCCUGCGUUGGCCAAUCGAGUUCCAGCUUUUGAGAAGCUGAAGGUGACGAGCGCCUGGGCCGGUUUCUACGACUACAACACCUUCGACCAGAACUGCAUCAUCGGCACGCACCCCCUCAUCAGCAACAUGUACUUCGCCACCGGCUUCAGCGGCCACGGCCUCCAGCACUCGCCCGCCGUGGGCUGCGCCGUGGCAGAGCUGAUCCUGGACGGCGGCUUUCAGACUUUUGACUUGAGCGCAUUCGGUUUCAAGCGGAUCCUGGACCAGGAGCCGAUACUGGAGAGGAACAUCGUGUAGCUCAACAACAACUCACGGCUUGUUUACCGGUCUGGGAACAUGGUAUCGACUUUUAAACCGAGAACACAAUGAAAUGAAUUCAAAUAAUGUACAUACUGGCCAUAAAACCUCAUAAUGAAACAGUCAAACAAAAAAAUGACUUUGUUUUUUUAUACGAUACAAACAAACCAAUGAGUUUGAAUAGGAAAUAAGCGCAAACAAAUUCUCUAACAGUCUGUUAAACAUCCGACGUGUCAGUUGGACGAGUGGUUAAGGUGUGAAGAGGUCCUGUCGCGCUCUUUAUGUGUUUGUUUCCUGCCCUAUUGAACAUGUGUGAGAAUGUCAUGAAGGUACCAAUUUCAAAAAUAAACAAAAAACACAUUGAUGACAACCUCAAAAACCAACCCUGUACUUAAACACUAAAGCCUCGUACUUAGUCUCCAACGUGGGAUUAUCACCAAACAGUGGUUAGGACGUAGCUUUUAAUAUUCGUUUUCAAGUUAAGACCAUGUCGACAGGUGCCGUAGUGACCAUAGCAACCAUAAUAACGUUAGUGUUAAUUAAUUUUAAUGAUCAGAAGCUGUAACAAAACAUUAUUUUUUUUUCUUUUAACACUAAAUGUUUUAGCCACAUAAUGCCAGGACACAUGGAUAGAAAUCAGCAGGAAGGAAAGAGUGAGAGAGUAAAUGAGUUUAGCUUCUUGAUUUGGAGAAAAGUUUACUGGGAGGAGGGAGGUGAGACGGCCGCUGCCUCCCCUCUGAUACAGCAGGACUUGUAAUUAUACCAAAAAACCUAUGACUUCUGUUCGAUUUUAUGUAUAUACCCCAUAUAUACUCCAAUACAUCUGACUUUUUACUGUACAAACUGGUACUUUUCACACUUCAUCUAGUGCGUAUAUAUAUAUAUUAGUAGCCUAAUCUUAACUGUUACAAUAUCAAUAAAAAUACCAAUGCACUUCCUAA